Messenger RNA from Humulus lupulus (European hop), 1197 nucleotides. RefSeq lists its product as uncharacterized. NCBI's taxonomy places the organism in Eukaryota, Viridiplantae, Streptophyta, Magnoliopsida, Rosales, Cannabaceae. The transcript has 6 exons. The record is from RefSeq and is a predicted model, not a curated record. The coding region runs from base 106 to 1050 and encodes 314 amino acids.
CAGCUCCUCAUUUUAUCAUUAGUGAUUUCAAUUAUACAUUUAGUUUUUUUUUUUUGAAAAAACACGCCAGAGCGUCUUGUUCUCGUUUCUGUUGAGUACUACACUAUGGGAAGAAAGUUCAAAGUAUCGGAUUAUGAUCCUUAUAAUCCAUAUUCUUUGAGAGAAGACCAAGGAUUGGACACCCAUUUAGCCGUGGAACACUACUUUAAGCUCGCAAUGCCUAUCUACUAUGUCAAUUGUGAUGACUGGAGAGGAUGGCGUUCCAGGGCUCUCAUUAUCAUCUACAAAUACUCAAAGUGUGAAAAUUUUGAUCCUUGCGUGCCCUAUCUUGCCCUGAUUUACUAUGAUCAUAUUAUCACGGUCCUCCCUCCUGUACUGCUGUUAAGGAACAAGAAUUUCACCUUCAGUAAACUUAAAGAAGAACAUUCAGAUAUUGUGGUUGUCUCGAGAAAGGUGUUCCAAAGCAUGGAGCUUCACAUUCUCAGAUAUCUCGAUUGGGGUAUCCGCAUUGUGAACCCCUUGUGCUUCCUGCAGUACUGGGAACCCAAAUUGAGCCCCACAUUCUGUGUUCAUCGAAAACUUUUGAGCAAGAUCAUUAUACAAUCAUACAGUGACUUAAUGGCCCCAGCUUGUAGUCCUUCACAUGUAGCAGCUUCAGCUUUUAUUGCAGCUUCAGCAUAUUUUUGUCAUCAGCGACAUUUGAGUUUGAGAAAGCGACUAACCAAAGAGGGUAUUAUAACGCAGGUCUUUGAUGAGGCCUUCAUAUACCGUAUGAUUAUUCUAUGCCAAGAAUUGAAAUUGUUUCCCAAAAGCACUGAUUCUAUGGUAUUGAUGGCGCAAGAAGAGGCUGCUGAAAAUUCUAAAGAAGCUUUGAUUGAGGAAAUCAUGGAACAAUUAUCCAUUGCAGAGAAUGACAUUGGUGAUGAUAAGGAAUUGAACUUCCAGCUUAGGUGGACACUUGGAGUUCUGUAUGAGCAGCAGUUUGUCAUCUUCAGAACUGAACCUAAAUUUCACAAGCUAGACCCGGCUUUUCCAUCUGGUUAUUUUUAAGCUUUUCCCUUCUGUUUUUUUGGUUGUGGCAUCUGAAUCGAAUACCAAUAAUUUUGCUGUGUAUUGCAUAAUUUUUUUUGGUGGAUAUGUCAAGAGUUGAUGUGAUGACUUAAUCUAAUUGCAAUAAGAUCAUUACAUUAGAAAGCA